This is a messenger RNA of Rubroshorea leprosula, 4342 nucleotides long. The record is from the annotation of a GenBank genome assembly. NCBI's taxonomy places the organism in Eukaryota, Viridiplantae, Streptophyta, Magnoliopsida, Malvales, Dipterocarpaceae.
AAACCGCGCAUGCAGUCGAAGUAAGAUCUCUUCCCCGUCAACUCAUUCACUCUCUUCUUCAAAACAUCUUCUCAUCUCCUUCUCCUUGAUCUUGUCCAAAUUUCCCUAUCUAUUAUCAUUGAGAACUGUCUUUGAAUCUCGGGUUUGUCUGAAAACUUCUUGUUCAUUCUUAUUUUCUGUAAAUAGGUAGAAAAACAGAGCUUUCAUUAAUGGCGGCCAACAAGUUUGCAACCAUGUUGCAGAGAAACACCAAUAGGAUCACUCUUGUUCUCAUCUACGCAAUGCUGGAAUGGGUUUUGAUCUUUCUACUCCUCCUCAACUCUCUGUUCUGGUAUCUCAUCAUCAAGUUCGCCGACUACUUCGGCCUAAAACGCCCUUGCAUCUGGUGUUCGAGGCUUGAUCAUCUCUUGGAUCCCAAGAAAGAGAAGAAUUGGGACAGAGAUCUUUUUUGUGAUGCCCAUGCCACGCAGAUUUCCAGACUGGGCUUUUGCUCGAAUCAUCGGAAACUCGCUGAAUCUGAGGAUAUGUGUGAGGAUUGCUCGUCCUCCUCCGCGGAGUGUUCGAAGAAUUUUGCGUACUUUCCAUGGAUGAAGCAAAUUGGUUUGGUUCGAGAUGGUGAUGGGGAUUUGAAGUGUUCCUGUUGUGGGGAGAUCUCAGAGAGAAAAUCGUACUCUCCUUAUCUCCUGAUUAAGCCUUCUUGGGGGCUUUUGGAUUAUACCCAGAAAGAGAAUUUGAUUGAUGAAGCAGGAACUGAUAUAAUUGAGGAAGGGGAAGGGGCUCAUUCUGAGCCAAGGAGAUCGGAUUUUAUGGGUGAUGAUGUUAAAGCCGAACAGGGAAGUGAAGAAAACAGGGGAAUUCAGAUGGUUUAUAAUGAGGAAAGGGAUGAUCAAAGAAGGGAAUUGGAGGUAGAUGAGGAAUUUUCAGGUUUUAUUUCUAGUUUCGAUUGUACCCAUAAGCCUUCUUGGGUGCUUUUGGAUAACACCCAGAAAGAGAGUGUGACUGAGGAAGCAGGAACUGAUAUAAUUGAGAAAAAGGAAGGGGAAGUAGAUGACUCUGAACCAAGGAGAUCGGAUUUUAUGGGUGAUGAUGUCGAAGCAGAACAGGGGACGGAAGAAAACAGGGGAGUUAAGAUUGUUUCUGAUGAGGAAAGGGAUGAUCAAAGAAGGGAAUUGGAAGUAGAUGAGGAAUUUACAUUUUACAUUUCUAGCUUCGAUUGCGAGGCAAAGUCAGUAGGUUUUGAUGAAGGUUUUGGUAUGGAGAAAGUUGAAGAAUCAAUGCAAGGUGAUGAUUUGCAUGUGUCAAUGGAUGGUCCAUCUAGUCAUCAGGAGGUGUCUAAUGAUGCACCUUCUGGAUAUGUGCUGAAGCAUCUGGAGUUCUACAUUGACCAGGAUGAUUGUCAUCUGAUUCCAAUUGAGUUGAUGGACUCAGUGACGGCAAAAAAUCAAGGUGACUACAAGUUUAGAGAGGAAGAUCAAGGGAUUUCUGGUAAUGGAGAUGUUAUUUUGGAUUUUGAGUUCAGUCCUGCGAAACCAGUUGAAUUGGUUGUGGAGAAUAGGGAUGAUUCAAGAGUGGAGUUUGCAUUACUUUCUGCCCCUCAGGGUAAGGAGGAAGCUAGUUUUCCAGUGGUGGUGGAAUUAGUGGAAUGGGAUGAGAAAGAGAGUUUCUCAGUACAUGAAGGAAAAGAUGAUUUGGUUAGGAGCGACUCAAAAGCGGAGUUUGAAUUACUUUCUGCUACUCUGGGUAAGCCUGAAGCCAGUUUAGCAGUGGUGGAAUCAACGGAAUUGGAUGAGACAGAAAGUUUCUCAGUAGAUGAGAGAAAACAUGAUUUGGUGGAGGAGGAACAUGAAGAAGUUGCUAUCACCCAAGCAACUCUUACUCUACCUACUGAUGCUGAUGAUGUUCAACAAAGUGCAGCACUUGAAAGGGAAAUGGAUUCAGAUGUCAAGCAUGUUUCUGAUGAGCAAAAUGAUGAAAUCGAAGCAGAGAUAUCGAUAGGGACAGAUAUUCCUGAUCAUGAACCGAUUGAUGAUGUUCCAAUCGAAGAAGUUCUUUCAUCUCAAUCCAUUGAAGAAGAUCCUUCCACCAGUUCUGCUCAAUUCCAUGUAGAUGAUAAUCAUGGUUUCAAGAAUGACGAGGAAGAAAUUAUAAAAUUUGAGAUGAUAACAGUUGAGAGAAGUAACCAAACAGAAAACAACCAUUCAUUGUUAUCGUCAGAGUUCAAUGAGAUUGAAGAAGAUAAAGUUCCUGAUACACCAACUUCGAUCGAUAAUUUCCAUCACUUGCAUAAGAAGUUGCUUUUGCUUGAGAAAAAAGAAUCAGGCACGGAAGAAUCUUGGGAUGGAAGUAUUAUCAGUGACGUUGAUGGCAGUGAUGGAGUAUUGACUAAUGAGAAGUUAAGAUCAGCAUUAAGAGAUGAAAGGAACGCUUUACAUGCUUUGUAUGCAGAAUUGGAAGAAGAGAGAAGUGCUUCUGCUGUGGCAGCAAACCAGACAAUGGCAAUGAUAAAUAGGCUUCAGGAAGAGAAGGCAGCAAUGCAGAUGGAAGCUUUGCAUUACCAGAGAAUGAUGGAAGAACAAGCUGCAUAUGACCAGGAAGCUUUGCAGCUCCUAAAUGAGCUUAUGUUCAAGAGAGAAAAGGAGAAGGCCGAGCUGGAAAAGGAGCUGGAAAUAUAUCGGAAAAAGGUGCAGGACUAUGAAGCUAAAGAGAAAAUAAUGAUGCUGAGAAGAAGGAGAGAUGAUAGCACCAGAAGCGCAGCUACUUCUGCUUCUUGUAGUAAUGCUGAAGAUAGUGAUGGAUUAUCUGUUGAUUUGAAUCAAGAACAAAAGGAAGAAGAUAGUUUCGAUGAUCCUCAAGAGAGUAGCAACCAGAAUACCCCAGAAGAUGCAGUUUUGUAUUUGGAGGAGUCAUUAGCUGACUUUGAGGAAGAAAGAGUAUCCAUUCUAGAGCAGCUCAAGGUUUUGGAGGAGAAAUUGAUCACAUUGAAUGAUGAAGAGGAACAAGAAUUUGAGGAUAUGAAACAAGUUCAGCAUUUGCACAAAGAGAAUGGUAAUGGCUACCCCGAGAAUUCUGAUUUUACCUGUGAAGUAAAUGGAGUCGCAAAUGGUCUUCUCAAUGGAAAUGGAAAUGGGAAACACCAUCAAGAGAUGAAAUUCAUAGGUCCUAAGGCAAAGAGUCUUCUCCCACUUUUUGAGGCAGAAACUGAAGAUGGACCAUGGAAUGGGCAUCAAAAUGGAUUUGAUCCUGUUUCCUUGCAAUAUCUCUCAGCAGCCGACUUUGAAUUAGAGAACAAGAAGUUUGCUAUUGAAAAAGAGGUGGAUCAUGUUUACAAUAGGCUACAAGCACUUGAGGCAGACAGAGAAUUUCUUAAACACUGCGUCAGCUCCUUGAGGAAAGGGGACAAAGGACUUUAUCUUCUCCAGGAGAUUUUACAACAUCUUCGCGACUUGAGGAGUGUGGAAUCUCAAGCAAGGACCAUGGGAGAUGCUACUAUAUAGUUACAUUUUGCAGAUUACACCCAACAUGCUAAUAGAAUGCACCACUGGGGUUUAAUUAACAUCUGCAAAAUUUGAGGAUGAAAGCAACCUAACUCGGGUUGUGCCCAAAGAAACACGCAACAAUACAGUUCUGCAUUUUCUGAAAAUUCUCUCAUGUGCUCUUGCUGAAAGAGGGGGGCUCCAGCUAUUAUUGGUCUAUCUGGAGAUCUUGGAAGACAGGAAAAAUGGGAAAUCCAUCAUUUUCCCUUUGUCAUUGUUCCUAAUCAUGGUGUCCAAUGUAAGCUGAACAUAUUUUUUGGUAGGGUUCAACUCACCUAUCCCCUCCUAAGGCAAAAGGGGGAUUGGUGAGUGUGUGUGUGUGUGUGUGUGUGAAGUCUAAGGGAGAGAAAGCCUAGCUGUCAUUCUGUAUGCUGUGAGAAAGGGCGUGGCUUGGAAAGCUGGAGAGAUCCAACAAAGAUUCCAGUGCCGGGGUGCAUAGCAUUAGUUUAUUUAGCAUGGUACAACUUAGGACUCUUUUUUAGUCAUUUUUUUAAUCUUUUGAGGAAAAGGAAAAGAAGGGGUAAGUAACCCUGCUUUUCCUUUUCAUCUUUGCAUCAUUUCAAUCAUAUGGUCUGUUCUGUUCUGUUCUAUUUUGUUCUUUGUUUUGAAGUCCAACGCAGUGAAACAUUUUUUAAGAAUAAGAAGCAAAGACUGCUUUCACAAUUGAUUUUGCUUGAGUAUCAAACAAAACUUGUUAGGUACAACCCAAUAAUAGUUCAAUAAAAUAUGAUCCAAAUUACUGAAAUCAGAACCUCUUUGGUCUGCCAGUUUAACAAUAAUUGGCUUUAAAAUAAAAUUGCGGCACUCUG